Molecule: messenger RNA, 2178 nt
Organism: Tetrapisispora phaffii CBS 4417
Lineage: Eukaryota; Fungi; Ascomycota; Saccharomycetes; Saccharomycetales; Saccharomycetaceae
Gene: SLP1
Product: Slp1p
Exons: 1
Coding region: 1-2178 (725 amino acids)
Biological process (GO): protein folding in endoplasmic reticulum
Cellular component (GO): membrane; cytoplasm
Source: RefSeq, a predicted model, not a curated record
AUGGCAUACUUUUCGUAUACAUUGGCGAUUUUUUUAGUUAUUUUCAAUGAAUUUUUUUAUGUUCAAGGCUCUAAUGCUUCAGCAUCAUUAAUAGAAAAUAAUGUCAAUAGUUCAUGUUGUAUAGAAAAGAACCAUCGCCAGGAAAUAUUUAAAAUUGAAGCUGAAAUACUUUCUUGUGUGGCAAGUUUAACCAAGUCAGCAGGCAUAGAAGCUUCUACCAAAUAUGCGUUGAGCAGUACUGUGUUCAUGCCUGUCCUAUCAACUGUAGCAGUUGAUAUUGCUCUAGAAUUAACCGAUGAUAAAUCAGAAAAAGAAGCUUCAAAUAUUACAAACACUAUUGACUUGAAAAAUAACACUUUUAAACCUUUUAAUGAAUGGAAACAGCAAAAGUUAUAUAAUACACUUUCUGAUUCAAAAAUUAGAGCACAAAGGACAAGAUCUCCUGUCAACCAAGAUUUAGAAGAACAAGAUUUAAUAGGAGGAGAAAUGGAAAUUGAUUUAGGCUUUUUCACAGAAAAAGAAAUAGAUAAUGAAUUACCUGAAGUUAAAGUAUACAAAAAUAAGUUUAAUUAUGCUUCUUUGGAUUGUGCUGCAACUAUAAUGGAGACAAAUUCAGAUGCAUCAGGAGCAAAUUCAAUUCUAAUAGAAAAUAAAGAUACGUAUCUUUUAAAUCCUUGUUCAGUAGCAAGCAAGUAUGUCAUAAUCGAAUUAUGCCAAGAUAUUUUAGUUGAACAAAUAGCAAUGGCAAAUUUUGAAUUCUUUUCCUCAACUUUUAAAGAUGUUAGAUUUUCUGUUUCAGAUAGAUACCCUAUAACUAAAGAUGAAUGGAAAGUUAUUGGAAAUUUUAAAGCUCAAAACUCUAGAAAUAUACAAAAUUUUAUGAUAGAAAAUCCCAAAAUUUGGGCUAGAUAUUUAAAGAUCGAAACUAUCUCAUUUUUUGAUAAUGAAUAUUAUUGUCCUAUUAGUGUUGUCAGAGUUCAUGGUAAGACAAUGAUGGAUGAAUAUAAAAUGAGCAACAUCGAUAAACAUGAUAGGGAAGGAAUAGAAUAUAAAUAUUCCGAAGCAGUAGAAGAUGAUGAGAUCGAAAUGGUGUGUGAUCCGAUUAAUGAAAUAUCAGGACAUAAUUUUACAAAUGUAAUGUUCAUGAAUAACCGUUUAAAUUUUACCGAAUCUGCAUUACAACCAUUGACAUUCGAUGAUUAUCUAAAAGAGGUAAAUAGAACAUUUUGUCCUCCUAGACCAUAUAAAAAUUCAUCAGCAACUUCUUCUUUAUCAUCAUCGGGAUCAACUGAAGAUUCCAUUUUUAAGAACAUAAUGAAGAGAUUAACUUCAUUAGAAUCAAAUACAAAUUUAACUUUCUCUUACAUCGAGGAACAGAGUAGAUUACUUUCAGAAUCUUUCGAAGCAUCAGAGAGAAGUCACGUCAAGAAACUAACUUUUAUUAUUGAUGCAUUCAAUAUAACAGUACAACGUAAUAUUCAAUCUUUAAGUGAAUUUGCUGGACAAUUAAAAGAACAAUCUCUUAGAAUUUUAGAGGAACAAAAAUUGAAUAAUGAUUUUUUUAGCACCCAAAACGCUAGAAAAAUGGAGCGUAUGGAAAAAGAGAUAGCAUAUCAAAGAAGAGUAAUAUAUUUCAUUUUAUUUGUUCUAUCGGCACUUGUACUAGCCACGAUUCUAAAUAAAGAAUUUUAUUUCGAUGAUUACAACCAACCGGAUAAUUGGAUGGAAUCAAAGCCAAAACCAACCGAAAAUAAAUCAUAUAGUAAGAAUGAUUUCAUGAUGAAGAUUGACGCUCAGAAAAAGGAACAAUUUACUUUAUCACCUUAUUCUUCAGGGUCUGCAUAUUCUGAUAUUGAAUAUUUACAAAAUUCUUUUGACAAUGGUAAUGAAAGUGACUCUAAAUUGAAUACAAACAGCAAUUUUAUUAAUGAAGAAAUAUCUAACUUAAAAUUCACCAAGUCAGAAACUUUUGAAAAAAGUAAUAGUUCAGACUUUAAUAAUGACACCGAGAAUCAUUUGACUUUCUCCAAAUCUGAUGCCUUUGAAAAUUCUUUUGAUAGAAAAUAUAAUAACCAACAUGGCAACACUCUUACCUUGAGUAAAUCUGAUACUUAUGGGGAUAAUUUUAGAUCAGAUGACCAAGGCUCAAUUAACUCAGAUCAAGAAUGGGAGUACUAA